Molecule: messenger RNA, 1629 nt
Organism: Cydia strobilella
Lineage: Eukaryota; Metazoa; Arthropoda; Insecta; Lepidoptera; Tortricidae
Product: pseudouridylate synthase TRUB2, mitochondrial
Exons: 6
Coding region: 79-999 (306 amino acids)
Biological process (GO): RNA processing; pseudouridine synthesis
Molecular function (GO): RNA binding; pseudouridine synthase activity
Source: RefSeq, a predicted model, not a curated record
CUUUACCUCGUUUUGUUGUUAUGGAAAUUUUGUUAAUACUUGGUUAAAAAAUCUUAAAUAAUUACUAUAUGAUGGACAAUGGUUAAGUUUCGUGAUGCAGCCGCUGCUUACAAAUUCUUGAACGGAGUGAUUUGUGUCUACAAACCGCCAUGUGUGCCCGUGAAACGAGUCCAACACACCAUCAUAACCAAUCUGUGUCGAGAUUUAAACGCCUUGCCAGGCCGUCCCAUCGAGCAGAGAGUAGAGAUAGUAGGAGCCACCAAUGAGCCAAUGCUGGUAAAGAUGGUCCCUAACUAUGCGGAUGACCCGUUAGCCUGCGGCCCUAGAUACACCCACGACGACUUCAGGUGUUCCUGGGCGAUGCAUUUAGGGCUGUUCAGCAGUGGAGUUCUGUUGCUCGGCAUAAACGACGGUACCCGUCUCACGUACAAGCUGCACACUGCCCGCCUGACCCGAGCUUACAAGAUCCACGGUCAGCUCGGCAAGGCCACGGACACCCACUUUUGGAACGGACGGACGGUAGAGCGCGCUGCGCACGCGCACGUCAACCGCGAGAAGAUAGACAGGGUGGUGGCGCACAUGCAGAGCGCGCACCAGGGCACUGUUUACGAAAUGACAGGCCUCCACAGCGACUCCCAGACCCUGUACGACUUGGCCUCGCAAGGCCCCAUCAGGCCUAGCGAUAACAAGCUCCCAGUGUUAUACGGCAUUAAAUGUGUGCACUUCAAACCACCGGACUUCACUUUAGAAAUACAGUCUGUGAACGAGUACGAUAAGUACUUCUGGACGCUGGUACACGACCUGGGGGUUCAGCUUAAGACGUCUGCGCAUUGCACGGGCGUGCAGUGCAUUAGGCAAGGCAAGUUUGAUUUGUCCAACGCGAUGCUCCGCAAACACUGGACGCUAGAACACAUCGCCAGAAACAUGGACGAGUGCAGACAACUCUUGGAGGCGUCCGUAGGCCUCGCCGCGCCGGAAUCCGCUAGGCUCACGGGCUAACCUUCGGCCUCGAGAAUAAUUUAGAGAUAAUGUACAUAUUGGAUAAGCUUUAAGUAGACAAUAAUAGUACAUUAUGAUACAAGUGUGCUAAGUUGGUAUUGAGGCGAUAUUGUGCGCGCGAGCUGUAAGCGAGCGCGCAAUAAGAAAGCCGAUGUGUGUAAUGACCAAUGCACACGCGUUUCAUACGACGUUUUUCAACACACUUGCGAGAAAAAAAAAGAUACUCAUAUUAAUCAAAUUUUAAUAGUUUUUACAGUUAGUAUUGUGUGUUUCAUCUGUCAUACUGCCGGCCGGGGCGAGGGCCGGCCGCGCCAAUUAAAGAAGGCUCCCUUUCCAUGCAUAUUAUUAGCAAUCAGUUAGCUUCUUAACUCAGUCGGAUAAUAUAAUGAAAAACCACGAGUGGAAUAAUACACUGAAAGAGCACGCGUGUUUAAUAUCUAGGAUUAUGAGCCAAAAAUCGGUGGAAUAAAAACGUCGUUUUGAGCAAGUGUGUUGAAAAGAUAGUUAUUGAAGUAAAUAGAUGAUUUUCUCUUUUAAAAUCCACAUUCAAAAUUACAUAUAUUCAAUUCUAAAAAUGUUAUGUCAUUUCUUAUCAGAAUCAUACAAUUAAAAGCAGUUAGUUUAUUUUAA